Molecule: messenger RNA, 1551 nt
Organism: Stereum hirsutum FP-91666 SS1
Lineage: Eukaryota; Fungi; Basidiomycota; Agaricomycetes; Russulales; Stereaceae
Exons: 1
Coding region: 1-1551 (516 amino acids)
Source: RefSeq, a predicted model, not a curated record
AUGGCUUACUACGUUCAAUCUCCCUUCACUCCCUGGGCCCAAUACAGCACUAGCAACUCGGCCCACCUUUCACCCUUCCAUACCUCCUUCACCUCGUUCGACUCCCAGCCCCAGCCAUCCACAGUCCUCGCAACAUCCCCACUCUCCUCCUUCCCUACAAGUUCCUCGAUAUCCUCCCUCAACUCUCUUUCAUCCACCGUAGGAAAUUAUGAUCCCUCCCAAGAAGAACUUGAUCACUUCGAUUCUCCCAAGGACCCUCAAGGUCUCUCUGCCCCGACGGCUUUCCAAUCCAGUUAUCAGUCCAGCUUCACCAUCACUGCCUUCCGCUCGCCCGAAAGUAGGCGGAUCAUCCAACGUCGUCCCGGUUUCUCCGUUUCCGCGGGCUCGAAAGAACUCGUCAUCCUGGCUACUCGAAAUGAGCGUCAGAAACGCAUCAACGAGCUCACGAGGCAGGUGCUCUUCUCCUCCGCCAAUCCUAGACAACAACAUUCCGCGUACAAACAACAAACCCAAUAUACAACUCAACCUCCCAUCCAUUCCAAUGCCAACACCAAUCUCAGCCCUCCUCGUGGACGUCUUGUUCGUGGUGGUGCGCGGCCGGUGUCGUCGGAAUCGCACAACCGGGUCACGAUGUCUCCAAUGUCGUAUUCCCCCGCAUCCACUCCAGGCCUGCGUCUCGUGAACCAUGGCGUCAGACAGGAGCGUUCACGCCGAGUUGAAGAGUUUGAGCCUCAGGAGGAAUUGGAGGAGCUGGACAUAGUGGACAUUGGAAGUGCCACGGACGUAUCGACAUCGGUGUCGUACGAUAUAAGGAGGUCGACUGGCGUAGGAGGGUUAGGUCUGGGCGUGGGAUUGAGCCCUAUCGGGCCAAGAGUAGAGGUCGACAGGAAUAGCUGGCAGCCACAUCGCCCGGCUUCGCUCGAUGGAUCAGACGACAUCGAUGAAGUCUUCACGCCGACUGUCAUUUACUCAACGUCGCGCCAACGGCCCUCUUCGAAGGUUUACUCCAACGAAGACUACCCAUCCUUUGCGCCCAACGUUCGCCGCAAGCACGCUAACGUGGACGAGGACAAAGAAAACGGUCUCGAGACGGCGUCUAUGUCGUCUUCGUCUUCGUCCACGUCACUCUCCUCCCUUCGUCGUCUCGCGAUCGGAUCGACCCUCGUCAAGGGUGUCGUUCAUCGCCUUAGCCAACAAUUUUCGUCUCCCAAAUCUCCUUCGAAGUCACCGUCGACCGCGGUCUUCACGCCUGCCCCUUCCCUCACCUCAAAGUUCUCAUCCAGGGCGAACUCCAAGCCUACAAGCAGGAGUAAGGGCAGGGGCGGGCGUAAGUCCAAAUCCAUACCGAAAUUUGAGGUCGACACUACUGCGACUAGUGCUCCCCGGCGAAGGUCAUAUACCUCAGAGCCCUUCGGACCCGGGUCUUUUGGAAUUGGAAGUGAUUGCGAGAAUGUGAUGGCUGGUCGCGGCGGUUACGUGGCGAAGAAUCCGGAGAUUGAGCAUUGGCCGUCCGAGUCGGUGUCGAGGGCUUUCGGCAGGAGAAUUUUGUGA